Messenger RNA from Mauremys reevesii (Reeves's turtle), 1656 nucleotides. RefSeq names its product melatonin receptor 1B (gene MTNR1B). Gene Ontology annotation, biological process: G protein-coupled receptor signaling pathway. Bases 1 to 1080 code for a protein of 359 amino acids. Lineage: Eukaryota; Metazoa; Chordata; Testudines; Geoemydidae. Gene Ontology annotation, molecular function: melatonin receptor activity. The transcript has 2 exons. Gene Ontology annotation, cellular component: membrane. The record is from RefSeq and is a predicted model, not a curated record.
AUGCUGGAGAAUGGCUCGCUGAGGAACUGCUGCGAGCUGGGCGGGCGAGGGGGCUUCGGCUGGGCGGGGUGGGAGGCGGCGGCGGCCCGGCGGCCGGCCUGGGUGUGCCCGGCGCUGUCCAGCGUGCUGAUCUUCACCACCGUGGUGGACAUCGUGGGCAACCUGCUGGUCGUCGUCUCGGUCUUCAAGAACCGCAAGCUCCGGAACUCAGGUAAUGCAUUUGUGGUUAGCCUGGCUUUGGCAGACCUGGUGGUGGCCUUGUAUCCAUAUCCACUGGUGCUCUUAGCCAUUUUCCACAAUGGAUGGUCCUUGGGCGAAAUGCACUGUAAACUGAGUGGCUUUGUGAUGGGACUAAGUGUGAUAGGCUCCAUCUUCAACAUUGCUGCAAUUGCAAUAAACAGAUACUGUUACAUAUGCCAUAGCUUUGCUUAUGACAAAGUGUAUACCUGGUGGAACACAAUGCUAUACGUCUGCCUAAUUUGGGUGUUAACAGUUGUUGCAACCGUGCCAAAUUUUUUCGUUGGCUCUUUAGAGUACGAUCCGCGCAUCUAUUCAUGCACAUUUGUUCAGACUGCUAGCUCCUAUUACACCAUCGCUGUUGUCAUAAUUCAUUUCAUAGUACCUAUCACUAUUGUGAGCUUCUGCUACUUUCGGAUUUGGAUCUUAGUGAUUCAAGUAAGAAGAAGAGUCAAAUCAGAAAUAAAACCAAGAUUGAAGCCGAGUGACUUCAGAAACUUUCUCACAAUGUUCGUGGUUUUCGUGAUCUUUGCCUUUUGUUGGGCACCACUAAACUUCAUUGGAUUAGCUGUAGCUAUCAAUCCUUUGGAAAUGGCACCAAAAAUUCCUGAGUGGUUGUUUGUUGUAAGCUAUUUCAUGGCCUACUUCAACAGUUGCCUUAACGCAAUAAUAUACGGACUUCUUAACCAGAAUUUUCGGAAAGAAUAUAAACGAAUCCUAAUGUCACUGUGGAUGCCAAGGCUUUUCUUUCAGGACACAUCCAAAGGGGGGACUGAAGGUCAGAAGAGCAAGCCUUCUCCUGCUUUAAACAACAAUGACCAAAUCAAAACUGAUACCUUGUAAAUGUCCUAUGGUGAAUGCAAAGAAGUGUCACUGAGAACUCCAAUGAUGUAGUUAUAAGAUUACACUCAUUCUUGCUUACUUUUCUGUGCUUUCAAUUUGAAUGGCAUAGAGUGACUGGAAUCCUGUUGUCUUGAUAAAACACACUGCUCCUCUAAAUUCAUAUUUUAUACAAGAUACCAAUUUGAAAUCAGCUUCAGAAUUAAAGUAGAACAUGAAUGCCAGCUGCUUUAUUUCUGAGAGACUAAUCCUGCCCUCAAAAUGUGGGUGAGGCACUCAUUGACUUCAAUGGGAGUCAUGCAGUUAUCCCAGGUCAGAAUUUGGCUCUUAGAAAAUAUAAUGAAUUCAUUUGCUUAAAGGUAUAAUAGUUAAGGCUGAGGGCAUUUUUUUCCUGUCAUAUGUACAUGGAGAUUGAUGUAGAUACUUUGCUUUCCCUCUAUGUGUCAAACUUGGCAUUUCUGUGUAUGUACUGAUAGGGAAACAAGUUUUGCUUGUGUACUGAAGAGGAGAAUUUUGUCCUUUUGUCCUACAAAAGAAUUUUAACACUAAUGCCUUUCUUGACAGGGAUUUUCGUAUAUA